This is a messenger RNA of Boeremia exigua, 1354 nucleotides long. Its product is annotated as JAB1/Mov34/MPN/PAD-1 ubiquitin protease-domain-containing protein. NCBI's taxonomy places the organism in Eukaryota, Fungi, Ascomycota, Dothideomycetes, Pleosporales, Didymellaceae. The record is from RefSeq and is a predicted model, not a curated record. Gene Ontology annotation, cellular component: COP9 signalosome; cytoplasm. Bases 77 to 1138 code for a protein of 353 amino acids. Gene Ontology annotation, molecular function: metallopeptidase activity; deNEDDylase activity; protein binding. The transcript has 2 exons. Gene Ontology annotation, biological process: protein deneddylation.
CUAGUGGCGCCGUAUAGCUACCAUAGCUAAGCUCCCCCGCCACCCACUGUUGCACGACACAACACCACCGCCGACCAUGGGCACCGCACUCAAGAGCUGGGAGCUCGAGAACUCGGUGCAGCUCGUCGACCCCACCAAAGACGCCCUCUACGCAUACUCGGCGCCCGCGCAAAAGGCGCUCGACAACGCGCACCCAUGGCGCGCCGACCCGCACUACUUCACGUCGGUGCGCAUCUCGGCCGUGGCGCUGCUCAAGAUGGUCAUGCACGCGCGCUCGGGCGGCUCGCUCGAGGUCAUGGGCUUGAUGAUGGGCAAGAUUGAGGCCCACACGUUUGUCGUCACCGACGCCUUCCGCCUGCCCGUCGAGGGCACCGAGACGCGCGUCAACGCCCAGGACGAGGCCAACGAGUACAUGGUCGAGUUCCUGCAGCGCGCCCGCGACCAGGGCCAGCUCGACAACGCCGUCGGCUGGUACCAUAGCCACCCGGGCUACGGCUGCUGGCUGUCGGGCAUCGACGUCAACACCCAGAAGACCCAGCAGCAGUUCUCCGACCCCUUCUGCGCCGUCGUCAUCGACCCCGACCGCACCGUGUCCGCCGGCAAGGUCGAGAUCGGCGGCUUCCGCACCUUCCCCGACACCUACGUGCAGGACAAGGAGAAGGGCGCCACCAUGCGCAACGGCGCCGCCGGCGUCGAGACCGACGGCUUCCAGACCAUCCCGCUGGGCAAGAUCGAGGACUUUGGCGCCCACGCCAACCACUACUACCCGCUCGACGUCUCGCACUACAAGUCGACGCUGGACGCCAAGCUGCUCGAGGCCCUGUGGAACAAGUACUGGGUGCAGACUCUCUCCGCGUCGCCGCUGACGGCCAACCGCGAGUACGGCACCAACCAGAUCAGCGAUCUGGCCCGCAAGAUGCAGCAGGAGGCCGGCAACAAGCGCUUCAAGGGCGCCCCCGCACCCUUCUCCAGCGAGCACAAGAAGGACCCGCUGCCCCGGUUGGGCGCCGCCGCCAGCAAGAUCGCGCGGGAGGAGGAGAUGGGGCUGCUCGCCGCCAAGGUCAAGGACCAGGUCUUCAACUUCAACAGCGCCGCGCAGCCGCCGCCGGACAGCCAGGAGGUCGAGAUGAAGAGCUGAGCUCGCCCAGUGUGACACUUGACGACGUUACGAUAUGACCCUCGCGGUACGAGCAUGGGCGGGCGUUUGGCGCAUACACGGUCGAGCAGACGGUCGCUGCCUGCGACACAUGAAACAUGGCAGCGGGACAGGUCGCUCGGUGUGCAUCUGCAGCAUUGGCUGCUACAUAGAUAUAUGAAGAGCUCGUAACAAUGCUUGACACGCUUGACAUGACGC